GCGCCAAUCCAUCAAACUCCUGAGGGCUCCAAACAUAAACUGCAUUAGAUCACCAGAAUGGACAAUUUGUUCAAACAACAAAGGGUUUAGAAGGGAAAACUGAGGACGAUUGCUAUAAUAUACAAGAAGGAAGGAAACCACCGCAAAAGAAAGUGUCCUUCAGGGAAGGUAUUGAUAUCUGAUUGUUCCUUUCAACUCUCUCAGUCAAAUAUCGAAUUGCAAAAAGCCAAUGCUUACAGUAAUAAAAUUUAAUUUUUUAUUGUUUUCAAAAAAAGCAAUUGAUGUCAUCCGUCUUUCAAGCCACUUGUGAACAUAAUUACCAGAAGCUGAUCUUUUCUUCAGGAUGACCAUCCCCGUCUAUACAUAGCCCACAUAACUCAUACAGGCAAUUACCCACCACUUGGUUGGCCAACUGUAGUUUGUUUCUAAUAUUUAGAUUUAUUCCCUUUCUUUCACCUAAUUACCAGCACAUUUUCCCAUCAAGCACACAAUUAGUUCACAAUAAGAAUAGAAAUUGUAUUUUCUUUUUGAUUAUCCUUAUUAAGAAAAAUGCAUGCAUCUCUUUUGCAAUGCCAUACAAGUUCUCGACUUUUAACUUGAAUAUAUGCAACAAUAUGAUUUGUGGUCAUGCUCUGGAAUAAGUAGCAAGGGAACAAAAAUUUUGUUUAUGCAGAAGGAAAAAAGACUCAAAACUGGUUCCAGAGGUCAUUCGCUGGCCAAAUGAGUGAGGUAAAAGAUGGAAGGGAUGGUGAGUUUGAGACUGCAAUUGCAGCAUCUGCAUAUGCUAUCACAUUACAGGAAGAAAGUUCACUGAACCAGAAAAGGUCCGUUGAAGAAUUGGGAAGCCCUUUAACUAAGACCAAAAGCAAAAGGGAAGAAAGCAUAAAUAAGUUAAGUGAUAGCAGCAAAAUUUCCAGAUGGUUCAGUGGUAAGGAGGCAAAAGAAGAUAGGAAAUCAUCAGUUUCAGAUGAUAGUUCGAUCAGAAAGUCAGCAACAUUAGGCCAAAGGCUGCUGGAAGAUUCUGCUGCUGAUCACAAAGUGACAGAAAAGAAAAUGCAUACCACUCCUACCAUCAAGAAAACUCCAACUUUCUCUGACAGUUAUCUAAAUGAGACGGGUAGCAAGAGAAUUGAUUUUGGAAAAAAUCAAGGGGGGCAACAAGCACCAUCUGCAAGAAAACCUACAGCUCCAUUUUGUAGAUUCAGAAAUGCCCGUAGGAAAACAACCGACUCUACUAUAUUGGAAUCAAAAGCAGACGCCUGGGAAAAAGCAAAGAUGGCUAAGAUAAAAAGACGGUAUGAAAAGAUGAAUGCCACCAUUUUGGAGUGGGAGAAUGAAAAGAAGAUGAAGGCCAAAUGCCAAUUGAACCGAAAAGAGGGGGAAUUGGAAAGGAGACGAAAUAGAACAUUACAAGAACAUCGUAAUGAAAUGUUUAGGAUUGAUAAAAUUGGAAGUGGAGCAAGAGCUAUGGCAGAAGAAAGAAAAAGAAAUGAUGAAUAUAAGGCAAUUGAGAAGGCUAACAAGAUGAGAUCGACAGGAAAAGUUCCCCAUGCAUGCCCCUGCUUAUGAUUAAUCACCUAAACAGUAGAAGCAGCACAACCAGAUGAUAUCACAUCCGUAUUAUUUGAAGGGAAUUUGCUUUCCAAGCUUCUGCUAAGCCAAGCAUAAAAAGUAGAACAUGGCAAAGAAGCUAGAAAGAAUCAUAUAUUGUAUUGAAAAUUUGGAAGUCAUGCAUAUAACAUACAAAUAUCCCUUGAAAUUAGCAAAUGAAAAUGAAAGCAAGUGUCAUGCCCCAAAUCCGGAGCAUGACAUAACCGUACUACCGAGGAGUACAACCCACAAUAACACGAAGCCAAACAUUAUAUCUUAGAUUUCAAAUCCAUCUUAACUUCCAAAUUCAUCUUAAAGAAAAUAGAAUAAAUAUGAAUCCAAUUUUAUUAUCCAUUAAAUGCAACCAAUAUUGGCUCAGAGCAUCUAAAUCCAAACUUAAAUACCAAAUCCAUAAUCUUCAAAAUUUAGAAAAUUAUUGAGCUACAAAUCCAUAAUCAACUGAAGAACUAAAAUUCUGCUAUAUAGAUCGCCAAGCUUGCUAGCACGAACUCGAAGUCUGAACCAUCCUUCGUUCCUAUUGACCCUAUUCU
This is a messenger RNA of Phoenix dactylifera (date palm), 2141 nucleotides long. The record is from RefSeq and is a predicted model, not a curated record. NCBI's taxonomy places the organism in Eukaryota, Viridiplantae, Streptophyta, Magnoliopsida, Arecales, Arecaceae.